UAUUUGAGUUUUUUAGUUCACCCAUUAUUUGAGAUGACAUCGUAUUUUUUAUUUAAUGUUGAAAUUGGUCGUUUAAUGUUGAAUUUCUCUCUGCUGAAUUGGAAGUAGACAUGGUCCAAAUUGACACCAUGUUUGACUAUCUAAAUUUACCCAGUUGCUCUGAAACUUGUUCUGCUGCAUUAUAUGCCUUCAACGCAAGUAAUUUUCCUCGGGUUUAUUAAUUUUUCAUUUUACCAAAUUUCAAUUUCAAUCUUUUUCAUUUUUCAAGCCAUUUAUGAUCAUCUUCGUAUUUAUUCAGUUGAGUGUUUGGAUUUUUGAAUAUUUAAUUAGCCAAGUUCUUGUUUCAUUGAGUAGUGUUUACAGCAGCAGUAGCAGAUUUCCAAUGGCGUUGAGCUCCCAAAGAGCCUCUGCUUUUCAUCCUUCAGCUGAUCAGUCGGCUCCUCCUCAAUGGAACUACGAUGUGUUUUUGAGUUUCAGGGGUGUAGACACUCGAAAUAACUUUGUGUCCCAUUUAUACCACGAAUUGCAGCACAGGGGCAUUAAAACAUUCAAGGAUGAUCCAAAGCUUGAGAGAGGGACAACCAUUUCUUCUGAGCUCUUCAAAGCAAUCCAAGAAUCAAGGCUUGCAAUCGUUGUUCUCUCGCAAAACUAUGCUUCUUCUUCCUGGUGCUUGGAUGAACUUACAAAGAUUCUCCAAUGCAUGAAAUCCAACGGCACAGUUCUGCCAGUGUUUUAUAAUGUGGAUCCCUCCGUUGUGCGAAAACAAAGCGGCAGUUUUGCAGGGGCGUUCGCUGAGCAUGAGAAAAGGUUUAGGGAAGACAUAGAAAAGGUGAAGCGCUGGAGAGCUGCUUUAACAGAAGUUGCCAAUUUAUCUGGGUUGGAUUCAAAGAAUCAGUGUGAAAGAAAGCUCAUUGAACAGAUUGUUGAAUGGGUGUGGGGGAAAGUGCAUCGCAUAUUCAAACUGUUAGAUUCCACAGAGUUAGUUGGAAUUAAGUUUACACGUGAGCAAAUAGAUUUGCUUUUAGAUCCUACAGAUGAUGUUCGCUUUGUAGGGAUAUGGGGGAUGGGAGGCAUUGGCAAGACAACCAUUGCUAGGCUUGUUUAUGAAAGCAUUUCUAUUCAUUUUGAAGUUAGCUGCUUUCUUGCUAAUGUUAGAGAGGCUUCUGAAGGUAAUCGUCUUGUUGAUCUACAAAGACAGCUGCUUUCCCCGAUUUUGAAGGAACAGAUUACUAAAGUUUGGGAUGAACAGUGGGGGACCUAUUUCAUUAAGAGUUGCUUAUGUAAUAAAAAGGUUCUUCUCAUUCUUGAUGAUGUGAAUGCAUCAAGCCAACUAGAGAAAUUUGCUAAGGAAAAGGAUUGGUUUGGUAAGGGGAGUAUAAUCAUCAUUACAACUAGAGAUGAACGGUUGGUUAAAAAGCAUGAUGUGGAGAUAUCAUAUAAGGUAGAGAGAUUAGGUGAUGAUGAGGCUCUUGAGCUCUUUAGUCUGAACGCCUUUAAAAAAUUUGAGCCUGAGGAAGGUUUUUGGGAAUUGUCCAAGUGCUUUGUAAAUUAUGCUGGAGGCCUUCCAUUAGCUCUUAGAAUUUUGGGAGGCUCUGUGUAUAAGAGAGAUCGAGAUGAAUGGAAAAAUGAAUUGGAUAAGCUACGGAAAAUUCCUAAGCCAAAAAUUUUCGAUUUGCUCAAAAUCAGUUUUGAGAGACUAGAUGAGAUGAACAAGAAUAUAUUUCUUAAUGUUGCAUUUUUCCUCAAGGGGAAGGACAAGAAUAAAGUAAUUGAAAUACUAGACAGUUGUGACAGUUGUGGUGGGAUAAAUGCUCUGGUUGAGAAGUCGCUCCUAACCAUUGAUAUUUCAAACGACAACAACAUCGUUGGGAUGCAUGAUUUGAUACAAGUAAUGGCAUUUGAAAUUGUUCGUCAAGAGUCUCCUAAAGAGCCUGGUAGACGCAGUCGAUUGUAUCAUCCUAAUGACAUCAUUCAUGUACUAAUAAACAAUACGGUAACUGACAAAAUUCAAGGCAUCGCCUUAAGGAUGGCAAAACUUGAAAAGGCGGAUUGGAAUUGUGAAGCAUUCUCUAAGAUGAUUAACCUGAAAUUUCUUGAAGUUGAUAAUGUGAUCAUUUCCUCAAUCCCCAGAAUUCUUCCUAAUUGCUUAAGAAUUAUGAAAUGGAAUCGGUAUUCUUCCAAAUAUCUCCCAUCAAAUUUUCAACCGAAUAAACUUGUUUCACGUGAGAUGCAGGACAGCAAACUAGUUCGGCUAUGGGAUGAAAGAAUUGACUUGCCCAAUUUGAAAUACAUGGACCUUAGUUGCUCUCGAAACUUGGCAACAACCCUAAAUUUCACUGGCAUUCCAAAACUCAAGGUGUUGAAUCUUGAAGGGUGUGAGAAUUUAGUUGAGAUUCACCCGUCCAUUGCAUUUCUCAAAUGGCUUACACAUUUAAUUCUAAAGAAAUGCAAAAGUGUUAAGAGUCUUCCAAGGGAGGUAGAAAUGGAUUCUCUUAUAUAUUUCGGUGUUGAGGAUUGCUCAAAACUGGAAAAGAUUCCAGAAUUUUCAGGACAAAUGGAAAAUUUGUCAAUGCUUAUUUUGAGUGGGACGCCCAUUGAGAAAUUACCCUCAUCAAUUGGACAUCUUGUUGGCCUUACUUUUCUGGAUGUAAGCAAUUGUAAAAAUCUCUUUGGUCUUCCGAGCGAAAUUUGUAAUUUGAAGUCUCUUGAAGUGCUCUAUGCGGAUGGAUGCUCAUACAAUGAUAAACCCCAAAAAAACAGGCAGGAGAUGGGCCAUUUAGUGAUCUCUAAGCCUAAUAAUUCAAAGUCAUUCUCCUACUCCUAUGGAGGUUGGCGCUGGCAUAUGUCGAAAUGUAAAUUAGAGCGUAAUAAAUCAAGGUUUUGGUGGGGCCUUCAAAGAAAGGCUUUUGUCUUGGGUUCGCUACAUGGUUUGUGGUCUUUGAAAGAAUUGGAUCUGAGUGAUUGUGAGCUUUGUGAAGGGGAUAUUCCCGUUGAUAUUGGCUGCUUGUCCUCUUUAGAACAAUUAGACCUUAGUCGAAACAAUUUUAUUAGCCUUCCUGCAAGCAUUGGAUGUCUUCCUAAGCUUUGGUCAUUUUGGGUGAAGGAGUGCAAAAGGCUUCAACAAUUGCCCGAUUUCCGCUUUGGAUUGGCUGUUAAUGAAAACUUCCGCGCUAUUAGAAUAUACACAGACGAUUGCACUUCCUUAACAAUGUUGCCAAAGUUGAGCAUAAAAAACGGAAGAAAUGGUGUCACGUUGAGUUGUUUGAAUUGCUCUGGAUUGGUUGAGAAUGAUGGUUGCGAUGAUAGUAUAAUACUUGGAAUGCUCUGGAUUGCUCUGCAUUGGAGAUUCCUUCAGGUACAGGAAGAAUUCCAGAGUGGUUCAAUAAUCAAAGUGUAGGAGAUUCCUUAAUUGUGAAGCUACCUCCAUGUACCACGAAGAUUUGGAUUGCUUUAUGUGCUGUCUUUGAAGAAGAAGAUCACCCAAAUCCACCUCAUGACUUUCUUACCUCUUUUCAAUUUGAAUGUCGCCUAGGAAAAGGUGCCCCUUCGUAUUGUUAUGACACUAGGAAAGGCCAUCUUGUGUCACCUCACCUUUGGGUAUCUUGUGUAUAUCAUUAUGUAGUCGACAAAGAAUGCAGUCAGAUGAAGAUUUCAUUCCAUACUUUUUAUGAGAAACGUACUCCGUCCCCAUCAUCCAAAAAAUAUUGCAAAAGCAAGAAGGGUAUAAAGAAGGGUAUAAAGAAGUGUGGGUUCCGUUUGGUGCACAAGCAAGACGUGGAAGAACUCAACCAAAUCAUGAUGAUGAACCACUCCAUCAACAUCAGCACAAAAGCUACUUCUCCUCACAAUUCAGCUGAUGCAAGUGCAAGCUCUCACCAAAAAUCUCUCUGCCGCCAAAGCUAUGCUCUUUCCAAAUGGUUUUUAACAAAACUUGUAAAGAUUUUCUCCCUCUUUUUAACAACUGCAGUUUUUAUCAAAUCUUUCAACACUAGCGAACAAUGGGGGUGCAUAGGACUUUUGAUUUGGAGGGUAACCACUUUGAUUUCCUACUUAGGCCUUG
Molecule: messenger RNA, 4060 nt
Organism: Prunus avium (sweet cherry)
Lineage: Eukaryota; Viridiplantae; Streptophyta; Magnoliopsida; Rosales; Rosaceae
Product: TMV resistance protein N-like
Biological process (GO): signal transduction; defense response
Molecular function (GO): protein binding; ADP binding
Source: RefSeq, a predicted model, not a curated record